Messenger RNA from Conger conger (European conger), 2830 nucleotides. RefSeq names its product KH domain-containing, RNA-binding, signal transduction-associated protein 1-like. Gene Ontology annotation, molecular function: poly(A) binding; mRNA binding. NCBI's taxonomy places the organism in Eukaryota, Metazoa, Chordata, Actinopteri, Anguilliformes, Congridae. The transcript has 9 exons. The coding region runs from base 276 to 1427 and encodes 383 amino acids. The record is from RefSeq and is a predicted model, not a curated record. Gene Ontology annotation, cellular component: nucleus. Gene Ontology annotation, biological process: regulation of alternative mRNA splicing, via spliceosome.
UCUUCCUCUCUGGUUCUUUUUCCUCGCUAGCGGAGCUUUUUUUGUUCUCAAUCGGUUUCCAUUUCCAGCCUGCGAGGGAGACGGGAGCCAUUAACGUGAACAUCAACUGCAUAGGUUGCUUGCUAGCUGGCCAAAUUACAAAUUCUCCGUGUCGUAUGAGAAAUCACAGCGGACCACUUGCGAAGAGGAGUCUAUAAAUCCAAGCGAAAAUACUGAUUUCUUUAAUUUUGUCCCCUUUUCUCAAGAUCGCGAAGGAGAAAGAAUAAAAACACAAAAUGGAGAACGAGAGCAAAUAUCUCCCCGAACUACUGGCUGAGAAGGACAGCCUGGAUUCUUCGUUCACUCACGCAAUGAAACUUUUAUCUGCAGAGAUCGAGAGGAUUCAGAAAGGCGGGAUCAAGAAGGAGGAAGAGGACACUUACCUGGACCUCUUCACCAUGAAGAACAUCAAAGUGAAGGAAAGGGUGCUGAUCCCCGUCAAGCAGUACCCGAAGUUCAACUUUGUGGGCAAAAUCCUGGGGCCUCAGGGGAACACCAUCAAACGGCUGCAGGAGGAGACCGGAGCCAAGAUCUCCGUCCUGGGGAAGGGCUCCAUGCGGGACAAAGCCAAGGAGGAGGAGCUGAGGAAGGGGGGAGAGCCCAAAUAUGCGCACCUGUCCAUGGACCUGCACGUCUUCAUCGAGGUGUUCGCCCCCAUCCCGGAGGCCUACCUGCGCAUGGCCCACGCCAUGGAGGAGGUCAAGAAGUUCCUCAUCCCGGACAUGAUGGACGACAUCUCCCAGGAGCAGUUCAUGGAGAUGAGCUACCUGAACGGCGGGCAGGACGGAGGGGCCCGUGGCCGCGGAGGGCCCCCAGGGAGGGGCCGUGGGGCACCCCCACCGUCACCCGUGACCAGGGGUAGAGGAAUGCCUCCUCGCGGCGGGGCCCCGCGGGGUGGCCCCGGGAGAGGCGGGGUGUCGCGCGGAGGCCCCGCGGGCAGGGGCGUGCCCCCGUCCCAGCCCAGCCGGGGGGGAGCGUCCAGCCGGUCCCGGCCCCCGGCCCCUGGGGGCCAGAGGAUGCUGCCGCCCCAGGCCCACUCGCACGCCCACCAGCACCAGCACCAGCACCAACACCAGCACCAGCCGCAGCACCCCCUCACACACCACCAGCAGCACCAGCAGCCCCACGCGCCCGCGCCCGAGCCCUACGAGGAAUACGCCUACGAGGAGAGCUACGCAGAGCCGGCGUACGAAAGCUACGAGAACUACUACAACCAGGCGCCACAGGCAGACACGGAAUACUACGACUACGGACACGGGGAGGCACAGGAAGGCUACGAAUCUUAUGCUCAGGAUGACUGGAACGGGACGCGGGUGUCUGGCGGGAAGGCCCCCCCCGCGCGACAAGCCAAGCCCGGAUACAGGGAACAUCCGUACGGAAGAUACUGAACCCGCAACACGGCGGGCGGUACCCACCAGUGUGUUGCCCCGGCAACCCACCUGUCCCACCACAGUUCUUGCUUUUAACCUCCAGGCAAAGUAAUUGUCCGUUUGUUUUGUGUUUUAUUUAGGUUUUUUUUUUUUUUUUUUUGUACUCUUUGGAUUUAUUUUCUUGGGUUUUUUUUUUUCGUUUUUUUCUUUUCUUCCUCCCCCUAAUUAUUUUAAAAUUGGCUUCUGUAUGCAUCAAGCCCAUUUGAAAAACUUUUUUUAGGCAACACUCCGUUUGUUUACUUGCUUUUAAUUUUUUAAUCUUGUUUUGUCCCCUCCCCUCCUGCUUUAUCGCCUUGUUGACAGUUUGUUCAAACCUUUUUUUAUUUUUUAAAAUGGCUGAUUAAAAACAAAAAAAAAAAAAAAAAAAAAAAAUCAGUUUCAAAAUGUGGACAAGCACUCCUUGAUGGACUGUACAGUUUAACAUCCUGUUAAUUUGUGUUGCUUUAAAAAUGAUUCCCAUAAGUGGCAGUUGCAGAUUCCCAUUUAGGCUACAUUUCAAAAUUCUGUUCAGCAUUCGUUACAAAUUAAACCUUCAAUGUAACCUUUAUGUAAUAUAGGCAACUCAAAUUAACACAGAAGAAUGGGGUUGGGGGAGGGGGGGGAUUGUCUGCACCUUUCUGUAUAAAUAACUAGUCUCAAAACUUUUAUAUUUAAUUUCAUAAUAUUUUGGAUUGACCUAGAGUUUUGAAAUAUAGCCCAACUAGACACUGUUGAGAUUGUCCGUAAAGAUCCUUUCCUAUUCUAAGCUUUUGAUUGGCCCAUUCUUUUCCACUCGACCAAUGGCAGACGGCCCUGGUCCCGAGAGUGCCGGAGACGACUCUGGCGUUUUUCUCCAAUCUAAAGCGAGAACCGCGCGAUUGGAUUCUUUGGGUUUAACGAAUGCAAGGUGACCAAACGCUGGAUGCAGUCGUCCAUUCUGGCUCCAGACGGUCUUGUUCGGGGCUUAGUAAUCCAUUGCUCUUGCUGUCAACCUGGGGGGUGGAACAAAAAGGAGAAAAAAAAAACAAAAAAAAACCGAACAACCCUGGAUUUCCUGAGCUGGGUUCAGGCCCUUGUACUGUUGCAAGUGGAGCGCGGUGGAGAAAGCACGUUGUUGCCGUGCUCGGUCUGAAAAGGAUUUGGGACAACCUCUCCACAGGGUCUUUUUGUGAAGAGGGACACUGCAGCUAAACCCGGUUCUUUGUACAUACUUAAAAACCUUUCAAAUAACUGUACGUUGCCAUUUAAAGCUGUACCUUCUCCAUAAAAAAAUGCUAGUGCAACUUGUGUAAGCUUGCCUAAAUAGGUAACUAAAUAUCUGUCCAAAAAUGUUUUUGCAGCAGUUUGUCAAUAAAGCCUAGUUUUUUUUCUAUCAAACUAAA